Alternaria rosae is the source of this 1279-nucleotide messenger RNA. RefSeq lists its product as uncharacterized. The coding region runs from base 241 to 1227 and encodes 328 amino acids. Lineage: Eukaryota; Fungi; Ascomycota; Dothideomycetes; Pleosporales; Pleosporaceae. The transcript has a single exon. The record is from RefSeq and is a predicted model, not a curated record.
GAACUAUCCCAGACACGUCGUAAAUUUCGAACCAAUCACACAACACAAGUACGGAACCUCAUAUUCGUAUCCAAUUUCUGCAAGUAGCGAGGUGGCUUUGUAUUACCAGACGCCCCAGUGGUGCAAAUCCCAGAUCGUUACCACACAACGUCCGCAACAGUGGAGUACGAAAAACACUUCCUCGCGCACAGAACCCAAACUAAACAUCUUCCAAACCCUCAUCACACAUAGACAAGAACGAUGGCGUACGCAAUCCCGUCCAGCUCCCUCCGCAUAAUAGCAGCAACAGCCGCCCCCUGGCUAACAGAACACCCCAAACUGAACCUCACCAAUAUCACUAUCGAAACUACAUCCAGCGUGUCCAGUUCAACAUCCAUAUCCAACUACGCAUCACCACCACUACCAUCAACUCCAACGACCACCCUCUCACACAUUCCCUCCAUCACGCAAAACACCUGGCGAAACUGCGCUCCCCAGGAACCCGCUUACGGUGCCACGCCCGUAGAAGACAAUAUGUGGUCUUUUUACUCCUCACCUCUCAUCCGCGAGCCUGCUCUCAACGCCACCACACCAGACAUAUACUCUCUGUCCUUCCAAGGCGCAAACGCUUCGUAUGCCGGAAAGACGUAUCUGGGUCAUUACGAGCUGCAUUCGUAUGAUACGAGUGAAUGUGCAAGGAAGUGCGAUGCUUGGGGCGUCGAUCUGAACACCAACACCAAUCCCAAUCCCAAUCCCAAUCCCAAUCCCAAUCCCAAUCCCAAUCCCAAUCCCAAUCCCAAUCCCAAUCCCAACAAUACACCUCAGGAGUCAUCAGCACAAUCGUCCACCCCAAGCGACCAAACUCCGAAAUCUCCUCUUCUCAUCCCCACACCGCCCCCACAACCCCAAAUCUGCAAUGGCUUCAACCUGUAUUUCGAGCGCUCGCCGAGUAUCUAUCUAGGACCAAAAUGUCAAGACGCAGCCAGUCGCACGAUAAUCAAAUGUGCGCUUUGGGGUGAGGGGGUUGAGGAGGAAGGCGCCACGAAUACGGGGUAUACGGAGUGGGACUUUAGAGUUGUUAUUGCGGGGUCGAAUGGGUAUAGACUGGGAGAAGAGAAGGCGCAGGCGAAGGUGGAGAAAUCGGAGGGGGUUAAGAGUGUGGGCAGGAGUGUGGUAUGGAGUGGAGGGUUGGUGGUUUCGGUAGCUGUCAUGAUAGGGGAACUCGUGGGAAGGGGUAUCGGGUUUUGAGAAGGAAGAUGGAGGUAUGCGGGUAGCUGGUCGUUACACAAGAUGAAACACC